Harmonia axyridis is the source of this 1547-nucleotide messenger RNA. RefSeq names its product cystathionine beta-synthase-like. Lineage: Eukaryota; Metazoa; Arthropoda; Insecta; Coleoptera; Coccinellidae. The transcript is spliced from 2 exons. The annotation marks the transcript as partial. The record is from RefSeq and is a predicted model, not a curated record. Gene Ontology annotation, molecular function: cystathionine beta-synthase activity; cysteine synthase activity. Gene Ontology annotation, cellular component: cytoplasm.
CUAGCCAAAUGUGAGUAUUUCAAUCCUGGUGGUUCUGUGAAAGAUCGAAUUGCCCACCGGAUUGUAGAAGAUGCUGAAAAAGCAGGAAUACUGAAACCAGGCGCUACAAUAAUUGAACCCACUUCUGGAAAUACUGGUAUUGGUCUCGCACUUGCAGCUGCUGUUAAAGGGUACCGUUGUGUGAUAGUUAUAUCCGAGAAGAUGUCAAAUGAAAAAGUGGAUGUUCUUAAAGCUCUUGGUGCCGAAGUGGUCAGAACUCCUAUCUCAGCUAGUUCCGAUUCACCUGAAGGACUAUUUGGCGUAACUAACAGACUGAAGAAUGAAAUUCCCAACUCUAUUAUUCUCGACCAAUACAGUAAUCCUGGAAAUCCUUUGGCGCAUUAUGAUACAACUGCUGAGGAAAUAUUGGAUCAAUGUGAUGGUAAAAUCGAUAUGAUUGUACUUGGUACUGGUACAGGUGGCACCAUGACAGGAAUUGGAAGAAAGAUCAAAGAAAAAUCACCAAACACAAUCGUUGUAGGUGUUGAUCCUGAAGGUUCCAUUUUAGCACUGCCUGAAGAAGUUAAUAAAACAGAAACUGAUUUUUACGAAGUAGAAGGAAUUGGCUAUGAUUUCAUACCAACUGUUUUGGACCGUAAUGUUGUUGAUGAGUGGGUUAAAAUUAACGAUCAAGAAUCUCUGCCAAUGGCUCGUAGACUCAUUAAGGAGGAAGGUCUUCUAUCUGGAGGAAGCAGUGGUGCAGUUGUUUCUGGUGCUCUCAAAGCUGCCAAAAACUUGAAGAAAAAUCAACGUGUUGUAGUUCUGUUACCUGAUAGUAUAAGAAAUUACAUCACAAAGUUUGUUUCUGAUCAUUGGAUGGAGUCAAAAAAUUUACAAGAACCUGUUAAUACACAAAAUCAUUGGUGGCGGGAUACUGCUGUUACAGAAAUCACAAUGCAACCUCUGACAACAGCUAAACAGUGUAUCCAGUGUUUCAAAGUGUUGAAAAUGAUGAAACUAAGUGGAAUUGAUCAAAUACCAAUUGUUGACAAUGAUGGUUCUCUCGUAGGUGUGGUGACUAUGCAGAAUUUACUAAAUAAACUUAUAGCAAAGAAAAUAACUGCAAGUGAUGAAAUAUCAACUAUAGUUGAGACAAUUUUCCCCAAAAUAUCUAGCUCUGGAACUUUGGGAGUUGUUUCAAGAACGUUGGAAAGGGAAUCAUUUGUGGUUGUUGUAGACAAAAACAAAGCACUUGGUAUAAUCACUGCUGUUGAUUUGUUACAAUUCAUUGCCACAGAAGAAGGUUGCCGAAGAAAAACAGAAGAGAAUAAUCAUCUGAAUAAUUGAAAGUGCAAUAAUUAAUUGAUAUUGUUGUUUCAAAAUAAAAAUGUGGAAGUUUUUAUGAAAUUUGUGACUUUCUUUUAUGUAGUUUUGACUGAAUUGAUGAUAUAAUGAUUUUUAUAAUUACUUAUUUACUAAUUUGAAUCUGAAUAUAAUUCUAUAAGAGAAAAUAUAUUGUCUGGGAUUAGUUUCCAAUAUAGAUAAUUGUUCGAAAAUAAAUAAUUUAU